This is a messenger RNA of Cyprinodon variegatus (sheepshead minnow), 647 nucleotides long. RefSeq names its product AU RNA binding protein/enoyl-CoA hydratase (gene auh). The annotation marks the transcript as partial. Gene Ontology annotation, biological process: fatty acid beta-oxidation. NCBI's taxonomy places the organism in Eukaryota, Metazoa, Chordata, Actinopteri, Cyprinodontiformes, Cyprinodontidae. The record is from RefSeq and is a predicted model, not a curated record. Gene Ontology annotation, cellular component: mitochondrion. The transcript has 7 exons. Gene Ontology annotation, molecular function: enoyl-CoA hydratase activity.
GCAGAGGAAGGGACACCAUGGCCGCUGCGGUGGGACGAGUGGCCCUCAGGUGGCCCCUGGCUGUCGGAAGGGCCCGCUGCCUCACGGCCUCCUGCCGACGGAUGAGCUCCGAACCCAGAGAGGAGCUGAAGGUCCGCAACCUGGAUGGAGAAGAUUCUGGAAUCGUGGUGGUUGGGAUAAAUCGACCAAAGGCCAAAAACUCCAUCAGCAGGAACCUGGUCCAUCUGAUGUUUGAUGCUAUGGAGGACAUAAAGAAGAAUAACAAAGUUCGGAGCGUUAUUUUAUGCAGUUUAGUUCCUGGUAUCUUCUGUGCAGGUGCCGAUCUGAAGGAGAGGGCAAAGAUGGCUCCCAGUGAGGUGGGACCAUUUGUUUCAAGAGCCAGGGCCCUCAUCACCGAGCUGGGUAAUCUCACCGUACCAACGAUUGCUGCCAUAGAUGGAGCUGCUUUAGGGGGGGGGCUGGAAAUGGCCCUAGCCUGUGACAUCAGAAUCGCAUCCAGCAGUGCUAAAAUGGGGCUCGUUGAGACAAAGCUUGCGAUUAUUCCAGGAGCAGGGGGAACACAGCGUCUUCCCAGAGCCAUCGGCGUGUCUCUAGCCAAGGAGCUGAUCUUCACGGGGCGAGUCGUGGAUGGAAAGGAGGCGUUCCGC